GCAAAGCCGUAUUGCUAAUCAGAGGCUGUCGUUUCGCCGCGUUUGUUUGUAUAUUAUGUUCACGAUGAUUUGAAUCGGAUUUCAACGGUGGCUUUGAUGUACUGUUAUCUAAUGUGGUGACUUGAAUACUUAUGCUAUGCUGGUACCAGUAGUCCAGGCUGUAAAAAAUACACCUUUCGCCGGAACAUGUCCGACGCAGCAGCGACAUCGCGCCCGAAAUUUCUGCGCACGUACGUCGUAAACUCCAGCACCCUCGAUUCGGUGCAAGUUGCCAUCAGUUGCAUCAAAUGGAUAGCCAAUAUUUCAGGGAAUUAUGGUGCUAAGAAGGAGGCUUGCUCCAAAUUAACCCACAACAUUCUGAGCAGCAAAGGGCUGCCACAUGUUUUUGCCCUGUAAGGUUGCUACUUUGAACUUCCUUUGAAGUAUCUUGGAGGAAGAAUGGAUGCAAUAUUUCAUGAGAAGCAAGAGGGCUCGCUAUGUGCUCAGCACUGUUUGAAUGCCCUCCUCCAAGGAUCAUUCUUCACGGCUGUGGACCUGGCUACUUUGGCUCAGCAGAUGGACGAGGCUGAGAGGACCAGGAUGUCUGAGGCUGGCGUAGAUAGUGAGGAGUACAGAAACUUCGUCAGUGCCGGCUCACAGAACAUGGACGACAGCGGCUACUUCUCGGUGCAGGUGAUCUCGGCGGCGCUGCGCGUCUGGGACCUAGACUUGGUGCCGUUCAGCAGCUCGGACGCCAGCGCCGCACAGGCCCGCGCCAACCUCGUGGGCCAGACCGCCUACAUCUGCAACUACCGGGACCACUGGUUCACGAUCCGGCGGCUGGGCCGGCAGUGGUUCAACCUGAACUCGCUGCUGACCGGCCCGGAGCUGCUCUCCGACUCGUACCUCUCCGAGUUCAUGGCCCAGCUGCUUCAGGAGGGCUACUCCAUCUUCAUCGUGCUGGGCAUGCUGCCGGCCUGCACGGCCGACCGCCUGCUGCAGACGACGACGGUCACGCAGGCGGUGAAGCCGCGCCUGCUCUCCGAGCAGCGCACCAUCGAGACGCUGGCCGGCGAUGACUCCCAGCUGCGCGCCGCGCUCGAAGAGCAGCUGCAGGCGGCGCUGGCCGCCAGUUUGGCGCAGGACGGUCGGUCCGCGCCGCCACCGCCGCCGGCGGAGGACGAGGCGGAGGAGGAACAGCUACAGGCAGCCAUCAGGAUGAGUCUGGAAGACGGCAGCACCGCGCCGGCCCGCCCUCCCGACAUCAGCGAGGUCCGGGCCCAGCGCCAGGCGUUCUUAGACCGGGUACAGCGGGAUCGACCGCCGCCGUAGGCGCCGCAGCCUGCUGGUACGAGCUCUGCUGAGCGCCCAUACGUGGUGGAACGGUUGUUACCUUGAAUGCGAGUCUUGAGGAUCGCGGUAAGACAAACUCAGUCGUGACCGGGCGGCAUGAUGCAGCGUGAGGAAGUUAACUCUCUUCUAUGAGACGAGAUUUCAUGACGCCGGCGAGAUUGUCAAAUAUUAGCGUCUUAUCCCCGCCCUCUGUGAUCUGGGAUUGACAGCGAUGCAUCAGAACCCAGCUUCAGCUGCUUGUGGCGGAUGCAUUACAUUGCAGACGUCAGCAGCGCGCUGGUGAACCUGAGGCAGACACGGUUCUAGCCCUGCGUGUCCUGACAAUGCCCAUCGCUCCCGCCCUGUAGAGCCCAGUCAGCUGCCAGUUCUCUCCCAGACCACCUGCGUCGCGACUCGGACCGUUGUGGGGUCACGACGCUUUGGAGCGAGCCCGCGUGCCCUCUCGCCUGCCCGCGCAGCGCUGGCGUGGGCCCAGUCUUCACGCGCCCGACCAGGGUCCGCUGGGGUCUUGUGUGCGGCCCCGCACUUCCGAGCGAACAGUGCAACAUGCUGUGGGCGGCGUGCAUACUCCAUCGUUAUCGUACUAUAAGGUGUUUAUUUUUGUGCUGCUGUUAAACGCAUUUAAUGCGCUCUGUGUCUUAUUAAUGUGAGUGAUGCGAUGACUAAUACACUGAAAGCUUUCGUUAAU
Molecule: messenger RNA, 2020 nt
Organism: Pollicipes pollicipes
Lineage: Eukaryota; Metazoa; Arthropoda; Thecostraca; Pollicipedomorpha; Pollicipedidae
Product: ataxin-3-like
Biological process (GO): protein deubiquitination
Cellular component (GO): nucleus
Molecular function (GO): cysteine-type deubiquitinase activity
Source: RefSeq, a predicted model, not a curated record